Messenger RNA from Penicillium angulare, 513 nucleotides. RefSeq lists its product as uncharacterized. The transcript is spliced from 2 exons. The record is from RefSeq and is a predicted model, not a curated record. NCBI's taxonomy places the organism in Eukaryota, Fungi, Ascomycota, Eurotiomycetes, Eurotiales, Aspergillaceae. Bases 1 to 513 code for a protein of 170 amino acids.
AUGGUCGAGAAUGCUCGGAGUACUGCCAAUGAUAGCCAUCGUGGCCCCGGUAUCCAAGGCGUCUCUAUUACGACAGAUGCUCAGAUGGGAACACAUUCACUAUCCAUAAGCCUUACUCACCAAAACGACAACGGCCUUUUGGAUUGCGAUUUCGUCCCCGUCGUGAAGGCGGAUGGCCUUGAUAACCCCCACGCAUUGCUCGAGUCGCAUAAUAUCAUAUCUGGUCAGCAAGAAUUGAUGGUAACUCUUGUUUCUAAGUUUGAGCUACCGCUCGAGCGUCGAGAGAUUCUGUUUGUGUUUGACCGAACUGACAGUAUGAGCAACAAGAUGUUGACCGUGAAGCUUGCACUCAGUGUCUUCCUUAUGUCUCUUUCCUGUGGAACAUAUUUUAACAUCUGCUCAUUCGGAGAUCAUUAUUCUCCCUGUUGGAAAACAGCAGAGUCAACAAUGACCCACAGAUCGCCUCCCGACCCAAGGCUGGCGGGGAGAUCUUGCUGGAAGUUGAUGUUGUAG